AUGGACAAUACAACAGCACUCACAUUCACAAUGACUGCAUACGCUGUCAUGGAAAACUACAAGCAUUGCAUGUUUGUUGUAUUCCUUCUGCUUUAUCUCGUUACUAUUAUCUUGAAUGUACUGCUCAUUACUGUCAUACACCAAAACAGGGAGUUGCAGCAACCUAUGAAUGUAUUCACAUGUGUGUUAUCUAUCAAUGAAAUGUAUGGAAGUACUGCAUUGUUACCCACAAUUAUGGCUGUGCUCUUAGCCAAGACACAUGAAAUAACUGUGAAGUGGUGUAUGGCUCAAAUCUAUUUCCUACACACAUAUGCAAGUGCUGAGUUUUGUAUUUUAGCUGUUAUGGGAUAUGAUAGAUAUGUUGCCAUCUGUUACCCAUUACAUUACCACAGCAUCAUGUCUAAUUCAAAGGUAGGCAAGCUUAUUGCAUUAGCAGUUUUUUAUCCACUCAUCGUAUUUGGAAGUUUUUACUCACUAACUUUACAGCUAAGCUUCUGUGGAAAGGUCAUUCCAAAAUUAUACUGUGUGAACAUGGAACUGGUCAAAAAUUCAUGUUCUGCUGCAUCAUACAUAAGCAUUGUGGGACUUGCACUUCUUGUGUUCUUUUUUGUUCCUCAGGUUCUGAUGAUUGUUUUUUCUUAUGUACAAAUUUCAAGAGUAUGUAUGAGGUUGUCAAGAGAAUCUCAACACAAUGCUCUUAAAACUUGUAUCCCACAUUUAUUAUCAUUGACAAACUACACCAUCGCCUCCUUAUUUGAAAUUAUCCAAACCAGAUUCAAUAUGAGUCAUGUAGCUGUUGAGGCACGGAUCUUCCUGUCUUUAUACUUUGCUAUCCUUCCACCCAUUGCCAACCCUGUGCUGUAUGGACUCGGUACUCAAAAAGUAAGAGUUCAAUUACUGAAACUGUUUAUUAGAUAUAAGAUCCUGCCAACAUUGUUAGCAAAGGCAGUGACUGUAGCAUAG
Messenger RNA from Lates calcarifer (barramundi perch), 963 nucleotides. RefSeq names its product olfactory receptor 52D1. Gene Ontology annotation, cellular component: membrane. NCBI's taxonomy places the organism in Eukaryota, Metazoa, Chordata, Actinopteri, Centropomidae. The coding region runs from base 1 to 963 and encodes 320 amino acids. Gene Ontology annotation, biological process: G protein-coupled receptor signaling pathway. Gene Ontology annotation, molecular function: G protein-coupled receptor activity; olfactory receptor activity. The transcript has a single exon. The record is from RefSeq and is a predicted model, not a curated record.